Solanum tuberosum (potato) is the source of this 1950-nucleotide messenger RNA. RefSeq names its product probable LRR receptor-like serine/threonine-protein kinase At3g47570. Gene Ontology annotation, biological process: protein phosphorylation. Bases 1 to 1950 code for a protein of 649 amino acids. The record is from RefSeq and is a predicted model, not a curated record. NCBI's taxonomy places the organism in Eukaryota, Viridiplantae, Streptophyta, Magnoliopsida, Solanales, Solanaceae. Gene Ontology annotation, molecular function: protein kinase activity; ATP binding; protein binding. The transcript is spliced from 4 exons.
AUGCUUCAAAUACUUAAUCUUCCAGGCAACAAUUUUACUGGAAAUGUACCUGCAAGUUUAGGAAAGGUGAAGAACUUAAGGUGGCUCAACGUUAAAGGUAAUCAGUUGGGGAGUGAUGAACCUGAUAACAUGAAUUUCAUCAGUUCCCUGGCCAACUGCAGCAACCUACAGUACUUGCUUUUGGCCCACAACCACUUUGGAGGCAUGUUUCCAAACUCAGUAACCAACCUGUCCACCCUAUUGACAGGAUUACACAUGGGACAGAAUAGGAUUCGAGGGAACAUACCCAAAGAAAUUGCAAACCUCGUGAACCUAAAUAUACUUUACCUGCAAGAAAAUCGUCUAACUGGUAGCAUUCCAGCAUCUAUAGGAAUCCUUUCAAACUUGGGAACUCUCAACUUGGAUUCAAACAGAUUGACAGGCGAGAUCCCAUCUUCAAUAGGAAACAUCACGAGACUGCUCUAUCUUUAUUUGUCUGGAAAUACUUUAAAUGGAACCGUUCCUCCAUCCCUUGGAAAUUGCAAACAGCUGUUGAGGCUUUAUAUAGGUGAAAACAAUCAAAGUGGCAUAAUUCCAGGGCAACUGCUGAGUUUUGACCUUUCUUACAACAAUUUCUCAGGAAUGAUUCCAAGCACCAUAGGGAAAUGUUUGGCCUUGGAAUUACUUUACAUGCAACACAAUUCAUUUGAAGGGUCCAUCCCGUACAUAGCUGACUUACAAAACCUACGGGAGCUAGACCUUUCAAGAAACAACUUAUCAGGAGAAAUUCCACCUUGGACUCUGAAUCUUUCCUCCCUACUGUACCUGAAUCUUUCAGACAACAAUUUAGAGGGUGAGAUUCCCGUCCAAGGAGUAUUCUCAAAUUCAACCGCAUUACAAGUUGCGGGGAAUCCCAAGCUUUGUGGUGGAAUCCAAGAGUUUGAUUUACCACCUUGCCCGAAGCAAGAAAACCAUAGAACAAAGAGGAAGCGUCUUACACCCGUUCUGACUGCAAUUAUCAGUAUUGUUUUAUUUGCUGCAAUAGCAUGUUUUCUGCUUUCUAUGUUUUUUAUUAAAAGAUCCAGAAAACGAAGAGAUGCAACAUCCACAUCUGGGCAUCUCAUCUUCCCCAUGAUUACAUAUAAGGAGCUUCAUGAUGCAACUAAUGGUUUUUCUUCAGAUAGGUUGUUAGGAUCAGGCAGUUUUGGCACUGUGUACAAAGGAAUUGUUCACUCAUCAAAUGAAAAUCCAGUUGCAGUCAAGCAUAGAAACCUGGUGAAAGUCAUAACUGCAUGCUCCAGCAUUGACUUCAAAGGAAUUGACUUUAAGGCCAUAAUGUAUCAGUUUAAGGAGUGGUUACAUCAAGAAUCAGAAGGACAAAUACAAUGCAAUAGCUUAAACAUUCUUCAGAGAUUAAAUAUUGCAAUAGACGUGGCUUCUGCAUUAUAUUAUCUUCAUCAUCAAUGUGAAAUCCCUGUGGUUCACUGUGAUCUCAAACCAAGUAAUAUUCUUCUCGACGACAACAUGAUAGCACAUGUAAGUGAUUUUGGAUUGGCCAGGCUCAUCCCUAGUUUUUCUGGGGAAGGCAACCUUAACCAAUUCAGCUCACUCGGAAUACAGGGAACUAUUGGAUACGCCCCACCAGAUUUGUGUAGUUAUGGGAUCCUAUUGCUGGAGAUUUUCACUGGAAAAAGGCCCACAGAUAAACUAUUUGAAGACAAUGUGAAUCUGCACCUUUUCGUCAGACUGGCAUUACCAGAUCAAAUAAUGGAUAUUGUUGAUGGAUCCGCUCUCUGUGGAGAAAUGACAGGAGAGGAUGCUAACAAGAAUAUAAGUAGUGAACAGAUCAAGUGCUUGGUUUCUAUUUUCCAACUUCGGCUAGCAUGUUCAGCAGAAACACCACAGGAGAGAAUUAACAUGGAGCAAGUUUACGGGGAAUUGAUAAUAAUCAGAGACAGGUUUCUGAAGUAA